AUGAGUGAAUUUGUAUCAACAUUGGAAGAAAAAGUUGAAUCAAAAGAACAGAAAAAUUCACUAGAUGACAAAUACUUAAAUACAAAAAAAGGAAUCUUUAAAUCAUUAAAUCACACUACAUGCAAUAAUAACUUAGUUUCUUUGAAUAAAUAUGAUGAAGAUGCAUUCGUUUCUAAAAAAAAUUGUAAUGAUACAGUGAAUACAGACAAAUAUAGUAAUGAUUUGGAAAAUUUUGGAAAAUUAAACAAUAUUAUAUCAGAAUUAAAAUUUGAUAAAAAUAUGUUGCAUAUAAAUAAAUAUGAAUUUGAAAACGAAGAGCUGUUCUCAAGUAUGAAUGAUCUUGCAGAAUCAAUAGAUACUAAUAAUUUAACUUACGACGAUGAAGAUGAAAGAGAAAAAAAAAAUGAUUUUAAUAAUAAUGAUGAUAAGCAUAAUUGUGAAGUUAUAAUAAGAAUAAAACCUAGAAAAAUGACAAAAAUAAAUGAAGAUGAAAUAAAAAAUUCAAGUUACCAUGAUGAUAAAAAUAUAAAAUAUAAUAAUAACUGUAUUUAUAUACAUAAUACAAAUUUCUUGUUUGAUAGAGUAUUUUCAGAAGAAACAAAACAAGAAGAAGUUUACUCAUAUUUAUCUAAUAAAUUUUUAAAUAAUUUAUUUGAAGGAUACAAUUGCACUAUUUUUGCAUACGGACAAACUGGUUCAGGAAAAACAUUCACUAUGGGUUUUGAUUACAUAAAUGAAUUUUCUGAAAAUACUGGAAUAUUACCUAGAUUUUUGAAUGAUAUGUAUAAAAUUAUAGAAAAAAAAAAAAAAAAUCAUAUUUAUUUUGAUGUAUCAUGCACAUACAUAGAAAUUUAUAAUGAGGAAAUAGUAGAUUUAAUUGAUUUUGAUGAGUUAAGUUAUAAUACAAAAGUGAAUAAGAAAAAUGGUAAGAAUAGAAAAAAAAGUAAAAUAAAUAAAAACAUAUCUAUCAGGGAAGAUAUUAAUAAAAAAGAAAUAAUAUUAAUGGGAGUAAAAAAUGAAAAAGUAGAAAAUGUUCAAGACAUUUUUUCUAUUUUACAUAGAGGAAAUUUAUUUAGAACAACAGAGAAAACAUUUAUGAAUGACAAAUCAAGUAGAUCUCAUGCUAUAUUUACAAUUAACUUAAUUCAAAGAAAAAAAAUAAUAGAAAAAAAAAAAAAAAAAGAAGACAAUAAUAAUGAAAGAAAUAUUAAUAAUAAAGAAAAAAGUGAAGAAGAUAAUGAUAAUAUUACUGAAAAUAUAAAUAAUGGAAAUGAUAUUACUUGCGAAAAUGAUAAAAUUAAUAAAGAAGAAAUAAUUUGUUCUAAAUUUCAUUUUGUUGAUUUAGCUGGUAGUGAAAGAGCUAAAAGAACAGAAACACAAGGUAAUAGAUUAAAAGAGGCAAUAAAUAUUAAUUAUGGCUUAUUAUCAUUAAGUAAUGUUAUAUAUAGUCUAUCUAAUUAUAAAAAAAGUCAACAUAUUCCAUAUAGGAAUUCUAAAUUAACAAGAAUUUUACAGGAUUCCCUCGGUGGAAAUAGCAAAACGGUUAUGAUUGCUUGCAUAAGUAUUAAUCCAGAAGACUUUUAUGAAACAUUGAGUACAAUUAAAUAUGCUUCAAGAACUAAAAAAAUUAAAAACAAUCCUGUAAUUAAUUACGAUGUCAAUAGUUUAGUUAUUAAUGAAUUAAGAAAACAAUUAUAUAGCUUAAAUUUGGAAUUAAAAAAAUAUAAAGUAGGAUGUAAAGAUAAAUGCAAUGAAUUAGAGAUCAAUAAUAAAUUUAAAGAAAUAGCAGAUCAAAAUAAUUUGUUAAUGCAAAAAAUUAAAAGUUUAAAAAAGAAAAGAAAAAAAUUAAUUUGUCUUAUAUUUUAUUAUUUAACAUUAUUAAAAAAUGAAAAUAAAUUUUCUUAUAAUGAAAUGGAAAACUCUAAUUUUAUAUUAAAACAUAAUUAUAUGCAUUUUCACAAUAAAUUAGAGGAUAACCAUAAUAAAAACUUUCACGAUAUAGAAAAUAUUCAUUUUAAAAAAAAUUAUAAUAAAAUUCAAAAAAGUAAGUCAUUAAAUAUGUAUGACUCUAAAACAUUUAAUAAUCAUAUGUAUUGUGAUGAUUUAAAAAAUAGUAACCGUAUUAAUAAUAUGAAGUAUUAUAAUUGGAGUUGUGAUUCCUUUUUUCUUAAAAAUAAUCAGAACAUUUCGGAUAACUCAAAUAAAAAUACUUUUAUUGAAUAUUACAAUUUAAUUUGCGAAAAAAAUAAAACAAACGGUCAUAAUUAUAGCUACAGAAAUAAUAAUAACGCUAUAACAAAAUAUAGGCCCGAUGUUAAAAUAAACAAUUCCAUCAGCAAUAAUAUAUAUGAUUCCUAUAUAAAUACUAAUGAUAACGAAAUAAAUAUUGAAAAAAAUAAUAAAAAAGAGCAUGGCAUUGUUAUAAAUAAUAGUUCUUACGAUAUAAAUAAAAUAGAGAAAAGUGUUUAUAAUGAAAAUAUUCCUUUAAAACAAAAAAUGAAUGAAAGCAGCAACGGAAAUAUAUGUGAAAGUGAAAAUAAUAAUAGAGUGAAUAGUAGUUGUAAUGUCGAUACAUCGAAUAUCAAUGACGCACUGAAUAAGAUGAACACGUUAGAAAAUAACUUCCAAUAUAAUGAUUCGUUUAAUAAAAAUCAUAAAAUAUGCGAAUUAUGUGAAAAAAAAAAUGUACUUGUAAAUGAUGAGUGUGAUUCCGAUUUUAAUUUUUUUGAAAAAAAACAUUUAUUUAUAAAUUUUGAAGAGGAUAAAAAAAAUGUAGAAAAAAUAUUCAGACAAUAUGAAUUGAAUCACUAUAAUGAAAAAAAGUUGAAAGACUUAAAUAAAAAAUAUAAUAUCAUAUUUGAGAAAAAUAAAGUAUACGAAAAAAAAAUUGAGGAAUUAAAAAAAAUGAUUAAAAAAGUGAAAAAAUAUUCAAAGACAGAUGAAAAAAAUAAAAAAAAAAAAAAAAAAAUAAAAAAAGAUAUGAGAAUAAAUCAUUAUAAUUCCAAUUUAUUGAAAAAAUUACUUUUUUAUCAUAUAAAUGAAUAUAAUUUUUCUUUCAAAUAUAAAAGAAAUUGUUUCAGUGAUAUAGAGUUUGAAAGAGAAAUAAAAAAUAAAAUGCCAACACAUUUUAUAAAAAAAAAUUGUUCCGAUACUGAAAUUAAUAAUAAAAAAAAUACAUUUCCCAGUUAUAUAAAAAAAAAUUAUAAUGACAAUAUUCAAAAAAUAGAUGUAUUGUACCGUACAUAUAUUGAUUAUAAAAAAGGGAAGUUUUCAUCAUUAAAUAGAUAUUGCAAUAGCUUAACUGUAAAUAACUAUGAAAAUAAUAGAGACAUUCUAGAGAAAAUCUAUAGUUCUGAAAAUGAUAGUUCAUCUAACUUUUUAUAUUUAAAUAACAUUGAUAAUAACUUCUUUGAGAAUAAAGAUAAAAUUAGCGAUUUUAUGGAGAAGGAAAAUGAAAAAGAAAAAAAAAUAAAAGGAACGAAUGAGUAUAAUUAUAAUAAAAAAUUAAAAAAAAACAAUUUAGACAUAAUAGAUUAUUUGGACAAUAAAAAAAUAAAAAAUAAUUACAUUAAUGAAAAAAAUACAUUUGAUAGUUCUGAAGAAGAUAUAAAUUACAACAACAUUUCCCCAAAAUUUCUUAAAAAUAAAUUGCAUAAGCUACAAAAAAUUAUAAAAGAGGAGUUAAGUAAAUUUAAAAGAGUUAAUAAAGAAAAAGAAGAAUAUAAUGCUAAAAAUGAACUUCUAACAAACAAUAUUAUGAAUUUGAAAAAAAAAUUACAUUUUUUACAAGUAAAUAGUCAAACAGAUAAAAAUUAUAAAAAAAUAGAAAAUAUGAAAAAUGAAAUAUUAAAAAUUACAAAUGAAAAAGAGAAAAUUCAAAAGAAAUUAAAUGAUAAUGAGCAAAAAAUAAAACAUUUAAAGGUAGAUAUUAUGAAAAUGAAAAAUAAUUUUUUAAAAACAAGUAAGAUUUUAAAAGAAGAACAAAGAAAGCACAAUAACAUUAUACGCAAAAAGGAAAACAUUAUAACAAAGUUGCAUGAAAGAGAAGAAAUUUUUAUAAAUAAAUUAAAAAAAAAAGAAGAAAUAAGUAAACAAGCAUAUUCUAAGUUAUUGAAAAGAAAUCAAGAACUUAAUGAAGAAUUAAGAAAAUUAAAAAAGAAAGGAGUAUAUAAUAAAAUGAAAAAAAAUAAAAGAAAAAAGGUUGAAGAGCAUUCUAUUGAUAUUAAUAAAAAAAAGGAAAUUACUUCUUCUAAAUGUACUGAUAAAAAAAAAUUAAAUAAAGUCAUUACAUCAGAUGAGCUAUAUGAUACUAAAGAUAAUAAGAAUUACGAAAUAAACAAUGAUUUUAUAAUUUCUUCAAGUAGUAUUUUAUCUAAUGAUAUAAAAGAUUCAUAUUUAAACUCAAUUUCAUCUUUUUGUAACUCAGAUGACUCUUUUUCAACUUAUUCUCCCUUUAAAUACAAUAAGGAAGAAAAUUUAUUUCAGCAUAAUUCUAAGAAGGAUUUAAAAAUUAAGAAUUACUUAAAAGAAUUUUUGAAAAAAAAGAAAAAAUUAUCUUCAAUUAAGUUGAAGAUUGAAAAAGAAAAAGACAUGAACAGAUACAUUAGAAAAAUUUUGCAAGCAUUAUAUUUAAAAAAGAAAAACGAAAAUGAGCAUCUUAAUCAGAAGAAUUAUUUACCUGGAGAAAAUUUUGAUAAAAAAAUGAAUGAAAUAAAAGAUAAUAUAAAAGUAAAAGAAAACGGUAAUUUAAAUGAGGAUCAAAAUACUGGUUUAGUUGAAAAUAAAGAGCAUAAUUCAAAUAAAUAUAAUGAAGAUUUAGUAUCUAUUAAAAGUUAUAUAAAUGAAUCAUAUAAAAAAGAGGUAGAUAAUCAUACAUAUAUAUGUCCUGAAGAAAAAAUUGAUGAUGAUGUUUUGUAUUAUGAAAAUAAGUUAAGCCAAUCAAAUGAACUAAUAAAAAAAUUAAAAAAGCACCUGAAUACGAAAAAAGAGGAAAGUAUCUUGCAAAAGAAUGUAAAAUAUUUACUUAAACAGUUAUAUUAUAAUUUUAAAAAAAGAAAAGAAAAUGAAAAAAAGGUAAAAUCUUUAAAAAAAUUCAUAUAUUCAGAAAAUUUGUUCAUAUCAAAAAUUUAUAAUAAUUUCUUUAAUCUUAAUAAUACAAUAAAUAACUAUUCAAAUGUAUCAAUUUACAGUAAUUAUUUAAAUUACAAUAAUGUUCAAUUUUAUUCCAACGAAAUAAAUAAUGCUCCUUCUAAAUCGAAAAGUAUAAAUUUAUCAAAUUCUCAUAAUUCUAAAGAAAACAAUGUCAUAAAUGAUAUUUUACUGCUACAUAAUUAUGAUAAUUGCAAAAAAGAAUUUUCAAAAAAUUUAAGUGUUUCAUUAUUUGAUAGCAAAAGGAGACAUACUUUUAGUAGUCCAAGAGAAUUGGGAGAAAAUGUUGAAAAAAAUAAUAAUACUAUAAAUUUAAAAAAGAGAAGCUAUAAAAGUAGAUUAAUGGAGAAUAUUUAUUUAGAUCAUUUUAAUAAAAAAAGAAUAAUACUAUCAAAAAAUAGCAAUUUUUAUGUUAAUAAUGAUUGUAUAAAAUAUAAUAAAAGAUAUUCAGAUUGCUUAAGUUUAAAUAAAAAUAUUAAUAAUUAUUCUUAUGUCAAUAAACCAAUGGCUGUUCUGAAGAGCUUAGAUAAGUUAUCUAACAAUUUUGAAAAGAUAAAGCAUAAAGAAAAUUUAGAAAAUGAAAAUUCUAAUUUAAUCCCAUUGAAUUCUGCAGAUAACAAAAAUCUAUAUAUUGAUAAAAAUAAUAGAAGGUCUUCAAGUGGCUAUAACCAUGAAAACAGUAAAGAAACUUUUGAUGAUAAAAAAUUCUUAGAUAAGAUAGAACAUAAUAUGAUUUGUAAUUUAAAUAUAAAAAGGAAAACGAUAGACAACUGCUUCCUUUAUUUAAAUAAAAUAAAUAACAAGAAUUUUUAUUAUCAUAAUGAUUUUUCAGAUUGCGACAAAGAAAAUAAAAAUGAAAAAAAAAAAGAUUUCAUUGAACUGGAAUUAAGGAACAACUUGUACAAUAAAUCCGAAGAAGCAAUUUAUGGAAUUAAUCCAAGAGAAAAUAGAACUUAUUCUUAUAGUAAUAUAUAUGAUAAACAACAUUCUUCGUAUAAUGAUUUUUUAACUUCUACCAAUAAUGUUAAUCUUUUAAAAAAUAAUAAAGAUGACUUAAUUUUUUCAAAUAAUGAAAAUAACCGCAGUAACAAAAAAGUUGUAAAUAACAAUAGUUCGGAUUCUAAUAAUUUAAGUAGUAAUUCCUAUAUUCAUAAAAUUAACAUAAAUGACAAUCAUGAAGUGAAUAACAUAUUAAUAAAAAACAUUAUUAAUAAUGAUGAUUAUGUUUUAAAUAAUAGAUUAGGGGACGAUGAAUGCAAUAUUUCAUAUAUAAAAAGUAGAGCAGAAAACUCAGUAAUUAUGGGGCAAACAAUUUCUGUAAAUGAUAAUAGCAAAAACACAACAAAAAUAAAAAAAAACGUUUUAUAUGAUGAGUACAAAGAAUGUUUGAAAGAAAAUAAAUUUGAUUCUAGUAUUGUUUCAAGAAAAAUGAAUAAGAAUGAAAAUGAAAAAAAUACAAAUUUAAAUAUAAUUCUUAAAUUAAAUACCCCUAUUUCUGAUGGAAUAAAAAAAAAAGAACAAAAAAUGUGUUAUAUAAAGGCAAAAAAUUGUGAUAACAAAAAAUCCAACGAACAUAAUAAGAAUCUUUCUAAAGAAAAAGAUAAGAAUUUAAAUGAUUUUUUAGAUCAAGUCAAUUUUAUGAAAAAAGAAAAUCUAACAGAUGAAGAAACAAAGAUUAAAAAAAAGGAAAAUAAUCUAAUAGAGGAAAUAAAAAAUGAAAAAAAUAAAAAUUCGAUUGAUAAUGAAGCAAAUAUAGUAAAAAAAGAAAAUAUAAAUAAUAUAGCUAUAGGAAAUAUUAAAGAUAGAAAUAAUUCUGAUUUAAUAAAUAAAAAUGACAUAAUAAAUAAAGCAUAUUCCACACAGUUAGAUGAAGAUACAGGAAUAGUUAAAGAAAAAGGAAAUAUUAAAUAUAAUGAAGUAUUUGAAAACAAUUUAAUUUCCGGAGUAAAUAAAUAUGAUAUGGAAAAAAAGGAAAGAAUAUAUCAAGAUAAUAUAAGUGUCUCCAAAAAUAAAAUAAAUGAUAUACCAACAGCUGCAUCAACAAAUAAUUUAAAUAUUGUAGAUAAUGAAUUAGAAGGAAAAUUAAUUAAUAAUGCUAAUGAUAUAAAUGCACGUGAUAAUUUAAUUGUCCAAAGAAAUUUUAAAACGACAUGCAUAAAGAAUUGUCACAAAUAUGGAGUGAGUGGAUUAUGUAUUAAAGAAAUGAAUAGUAAAAAAUUAAAAUUUUUAAGUAGCUCAAUAAAUAGCAUAAAAUUAUGGGAUGAUAGCAAAGUUAUAUGGAAUUAUGAUCAUAAUAAUGUUUUAAAAAACGAAAAAAGUACAUUUAUAAGUAGUUUAAUUAUAUCUUUUCAAAAUAAUUGUUUUUUCGCAGGCAUUAACAGUUAUGUACAUUUAUUUGAUAUUAGAAUGAAUCCUAAUUUUAUGCAAAAAUACUAUUACAGUGAUAAAAAUGAUUCUAGUUUAUUGGUUUCCUUGCUAAAUAAUAGAUCAGAUUAUAUCCCUCUAUUGUUAAGAAAUCAAAACUUGUUAAAUCCAAAUAAUAUAGAAAACAAGAGUGAUGAUAGUAACCAAAAUUCUUUCAAAAAUUAUUAUGAUGAUUUAUAUAAAAAAGAAGAGAAUUGUAAAAUAGAAAACAAUGUGCAUGAAAGUAAUUUCUCAGUAAUAAAUGAAAGUUGUAAUGAUAAUGAAAACUAUUAUUUAAAAACAAAUAGGGAUGAAGAAAAAAGAAAAAAUUAUAGUAUAAACAAUGAAAUAGAUUUUGAUGAGAAUAUAAAAGAAAAAUUCAAAGCAGUAAAAGAAGUUGAGAAAUUUCAAUCAGAGUAUUGUAUAUGUGCAUGUGGAAGUGAAAAUUUUAUAAAAGUUUUUGAUAUUAGAAAAAAUGAUGAGACUAUGUGGCUAGCAAAAGUUCCAAUAACAAAUAAAAUUGAAUAUAUAACUCAUAUUCCGAUAAAAAAAAAUAUAAAAAACGUUAUAAAAGAUUCUAAUAUAUUAAAAAAUAUAAUAAUAGCAAGUAGAGAUAAAACUGUGAAAAUAUGGAAAAAAGGAUGGGUAUCUUUUUAUCCUCCUUCUUAUGAUUGGUGUACUUCUCUUUCUCACUUUAAUGUAAAUGAUUUAAUGAGAAACAAAAACUUCUUUAAUUUUAUUGAGAAUUCUAAUGAAAAUAAAGAUGCGUUUAAUUAUGAUUCAUUAAUUGUAUCUGGAAGUAGAGAUUCUCAUCUCCGUUUUUGGCUUUAUUCCAAUGACAAUAAAACAAAUGAAUUUAAUAGAUUUAUGAAAAUUAUUAAAAAUGCCCACUUAGUAGAUAUAACAAGUAUAUGUAAAUAUAAAAAUAAUAACCUCAUAACAACAGACAGGGAUGGAUUUAUACAAAUGUGGAAUUGCAAUUUAUCAAUUAAUGACAACGAAAAAUCAUUGCUAGACUUAGAGUUUUAUAAUAAUCAAAUAAAUUUGACAGUAAAUAAAAUAGGAAAAACUUUUAGGCACUCAUCGAAUGCUAUCAAUAAGAUUGCUUGUUAUGAAAACAAUUUUAUAACUGCUUCUAGUGAUGGAUCAGUUAAAUUGUUUUGUGAAAAAUAA
Plasmodium relictum is the source of this 8724-nucleotide messenger RNA. RefSeq names its product conserved Plasmodium protein, unknown function. The record is from RefSeq and is a predicted model, not a curated record. Gene Ontology annotation, biological process: microtubule-based movement; mitotic spindle organization. Bases 1 to 8724 code for a protein of 2907 amino acids. The transcript has 3 exons. Gene Ontology annotation, molecular function: microtubule motor activity; ATP binding; microtubule binding. Lineage: Eukaryota; Apicomplexa; Aconoidasida; Haemosporida; Plasmodiidae.